GUGACUGUAACGCGAGGAGGACCUGACCGAGGACAGCAGAGGAGACGAGCAUGUUCGUUUCCACACGGAAAAGACUUAAGCAAAAUCUCCAUUUGGUCUCUGUUUAACGUUAUUGCUGUCUAAAGGGUGAGAACAGCCUGACGGGUCAAAAAUGGAGAAUUACUCAACAGACCCACCAGAUGGUGGUUACAGCUGGGUCGUGCUCACCUCGGCCUUCUUCAUCAUGGGCCUCACUGCUGCUGUUCUUAAGAACUUUGGCCUGUUCUUCCUUGAAAUCCAAAGAUACUACAGUGUCCUUGCCAGUACUACCUCAUGGGUGACCUCAACCACUAUUGCUGUGUUUCAUUUGGGAGCUCCUCUUGCCAGUGCUCUCAGUAUACACCUGUCACAGCGUGCUGUUAUCAUGAUCGGAGGGCUUCUGGCUGCCUCAGGAAUGGUCUUUGCCUCUUUAGGCCUCAGUCUGCCUUGGAUGUAUCUGUCUAUGGGUGUGCUGCAAGGGCUUGGAAUCUCGUUAUCUUGGAUUCCAGCAAACAGCAUGGUUAACCAUUAUUUCAAACGCUGGCGUCCAAUCGCCUAUGCUAUCGCCAGCUCAGGAGAGUGUGUCUUUGCCAUGGUAUUCAGCCCAUUUUUUCAGUGGCUUAUUGAGAGCUAUUCUUGGCAGGGGUCUCUACUCAUCAUCGGAGGUCUUCAGCUGAAUCUGUGUGUAUGUGGGGCUUUGAUGAGACCACUCCAAGCAAAACCACCUUCACAAACCUCUUUCAAAGGCAAACUGGUGCUGGACUCUAAAGAGCAAAGCAGGACGUCAAGAGUCACUUUCCAAUGGUCUCUGAUCCAGAGGCCCGAGCUGCUGCUAUAUAUCAUGUUUGCCAUCUUGGCUGCUGCGGGUUUCUUCAUCCCACCUUUAUUUCUGGUGCCCUAUGCCAACAGCCUGGGCAUGGAGCAGUACUGGGCAGCCUCCAUUCUGUCAGUGCUGGCACUGGCAGAUCUAUUGGGCAGACUUGCAUGUGGAUGGCUUGCUAAUCUGCGGCUGGUGAGGAACCUGCAGUUGUUGUCCAUGGUGGUCACAGUGUUGGGGGUGGUGCUACUUCUGCUUCCCAUUGCACAGAACUACUGGGCCAUCCUGGUCUUCACUGUAUUCUAUGGCUUCCUGUUUGGCUGUGUGGUGGCCAUCCAUGUGACGAGUAUUGUGGAUAUUGUUGGACUGGAGGGGUUUAAUAGCGCUCUGGGGCUCUUCAUGCUGUUUCGGAGCUCUGGAGGAUUUGUGGGUCCACCUGCUGCAGGCUGGCUGGUGGACUGGGCCAACAACUUCAGUGCUGGUUUCUACUUGUCUGGUCUCUGCCUUGUCCUAUCUAGUGUUUUCGUGGUGCUUGUGGACCAGCUGGUGGAGAAGAAAAAACUCCCUGUCAGACAACCAGAUUCCUGUACUGACACCACUACAGAUCAUCUGAUAAAUAAAGCCAACCACACAGAUGUUUAAAAGUCACCUGUCACUGAAGAUAACUUGGCUAUGUUUAAUAAUUAUAUGAACUUUGGUCUGUUCAGAGCCUUACUAUAUUCAUGUUUUUACUUUGUCCGCGAUGCGCUGUUGUUGAUUUUUUUCAGUUUCUGUACAGUUUCACUCUCUAACAGCAGCACGGUGGUGUGUGCGUGUGUGUGUCUGCGGUUAUUGGCAUUUUCUCAAAAAUGGCUAAGUAUAUAUUUGUUAUUAUUAUUAUUGCAGAACAAAAACAUUUACAUACAAAUACAAACAAAGAGAAUUACAAUGUGCUCUCACUAUUACAACAGUACCAAAGUAAAACAAUAAAAUAAUAAUAAUAAAAAAAAUACAUAUAAAUACAUUGUCGGGGGAAUAAAAGUUUAAAAGAAUUAUUUAGAGAAAUGGCUUCAAAUACUCUAUACAAUACUUUUGCUUUUAGAGUCUUAAUAUAUUGCAACAACUCAGUUUUAUAUGGCAGAUGUUAGGUUUACUAUUUGCCCAUUUCUGUUUGUGAAUAUGGUAUUUUCCAUAUAUGAUAAAUAAAUUGAUUACAAAAUUUAGUUCAAAACUCUUGUUCUUAUAAUAUAAAAAAAAUAUCUUCACCUGUUAGCCGAAUCUUCAAUUUUGUUAGUUUAAAUAUUAAAUGUUCUAUGUCAAUCCAAAAUAAUUUGGUUUACAUACAUUCAAAAAAUAAAUGAUUUAUGGUCUCUAUCUCUAUGUUACAGAAAACACAUGUGAUCUCCAUGUCUUUGAAGAAUCUUGAGAUUAAUUGUUUCAUUGGGUUAAUUAAAUGUAUAAGUAAUUUCUUUAACAUUAUUGGUGAGACAGUAUUUACUAGGUAAUCUCCAAACAUUCUUCCAUUCAAUUUUAAAAUACUUUGAAAUCCAAUAUGCUUUGCAUCUAGGUAACGAAGUAUUUCUGCAGGUUGUUCUGAUAAAAAAUAGUUAAAUUUAUUUUCUAAAAAGUUGACUCCAUUCACUCUUAUUUGUGUAUCAUAUGAUGAAAGAUUCAUACCUCCAGAAGACAUGUCACCUGAUAUUAGUUGAAUAAGGCCAUCUGGAAUGGCAUCAAAUACUAUUGCAAAUUCAUUUGCAGUUAUAGGAAUCUGAUAAGGAAUAAGGAAUUCAUAGUAAUUAAAAAGUAGUCCAUCUUAAAUACAGUUGUGCUCAAAAGUUUGCAUACCCUUGGAGAAUUGGUAAUAUUUGUACCAUUUUUAAAGAAAACAUGAGUGAGCAGGCAAAAUACAUUUAUUUUAUUUCUUAUGGGAUUCAUAUUCAACUGUAGGUUAUGUCUGCAUAACUGUGUAUUGCCCCCUUUAGCAUCAAUGACAGCGUGCAGUCUUUUGUAAUAGUUGUCUAUGAGGCCCCAAAUUCUUGCAGGUGGUAUAGCUGCCCAUUCGACUUGGCAAAAUGCCUCCAGGUCAUGCAAAAUCUUUGGUCGUCUUGCAUGAACCGCACAUUUGAGAUCUCCCCAGAGUGGCUCGAUGAUAUUAAGGUCAGGAGACUGUGAUGGCCACUCCAGAACCUUCACCUUUUUCUGCUGUAACCACUGGAGGGUCAACUUGGCCUUGUGCUUAGGGUCAUUGUCAUGCUGGAAAGUCCAAGAGUGUCCCAUGCGCAGCUUUCGUGCAGAAGAAUACAAAUUGUCUGCCAGUAUUUUCUGAUAACAUGCUGCAUUCAUCUUGCCAUCAAUUUUCACGAGAUUCCCAUGCCUUUAGAGCUCACACACCCCCAAAACAUCAGUGAGCCACCACCAUGCUUCACACUGGGGAUGGUAUUCUUUUCACUAUAGACCUUUCUGACCCCUCUCCAAACAUAGCACUUAUGGUUGUGACCAUAAAGCUCUAUUUUGGUCUCGUCACUCCAAAUUACAGUGUGCCAGAAGCUGUGAAGCGUGUCAAAGUGUUGUCGGGCAUCUUGUAACCGGCUUUUUUGUGGCAUUGGUGCAGUAAAAGCUUCUUUCUGGCAACUCGACCAUGCAGCUCAUUUUUGUUCAAUUAUCGUCAUAUUGUGCUCCUUGAAACAACCACACUGUCUUUUUCCAGAGCAGCCUGUAUUUCUCCUGAGGUUACCUGUGGGUUUUUCUUUGUAUCCCAAACAAUUCUUCUGGCAGUUGUGGCUGAAAUCUUUCUUGGUCUACCUGACCUUGGCUUGGUAUCAAGAGAUCCCAGAAUUUUCCACUUCUUAAUAAGUGAUUGAACAGUACUGACUGGCAUUUUCAAGGCUUUGGAUAUCUUUUUAUAUCCUUUUCCAUCUUUAUAAAGUUCCAUUACCUUGUUACGCAGGUCUUUUGACAGUUCUUUUCUGCUCCCCAUGGCUCAGUAUCUAGCCUGCUCAGUGCAUUCACAUGAGAGCUAACAAACUCAUUGACUAUUUAUACACAGGCACUAAUUGCAAUUUAAAAGCCACAGGUGUGAGAAAUUAACCUUUAAUUGCCAUUUAAACCUGUGUGUGUCACCUUGUGUGUCUGUAACAAGGCCAAACAUUCAAGGGUAUGUAAACUUUUGAUCAGGGCCAUUUGGGUGAUUUCUGUUAUCAUUAUGAUUUAAAAAGGAGCCAAACAACUAUGUGAUAAUAAAUGGCUUCAUAUGAUCACUAUCCUUAAAUAAAAGACAUCAAGACAAGAAAUCAAUGCCAAAAUUUCACAAUUUCUGCCAGGGUAUGCAAACCUUUGAGCACAACUGUAACUGUCUCACCAGUAAAAUACCGUUAUCAUACCAGUUUCUGAAAAAUAAAGACUUGUUCUUAAACUGAAUAUUCUUUUUAUUCCAAAUAACAGAUUUGU
Messenger RNA from Myxocyprinus asiaticus (Chinese sucker), 4261 nucleotides. RefSeq names its product monocarboxylate transporter 13-like. Gene Ontology annotation, biological process: monocarboxylic acid transport; transmembrane transport. The coding region runs from base 152 to 1477 and encodes 441 amino acids. Gene Ontology annotation, molecular function: monocarboxylic acid transmembrane transporter activity. The record is from RefSeq and is a predicted model, not a curated record. The transcript is spliced from 6 exons. Lineage: Eukaryota; Metazoa; Chordata; Actinopteri; Cypriniformes; Catostomidae.